This is a messenger RNA of Stegostoma tigrinum, 1368 nucleotides long. RefSeq names its product homeodomain-interacting protein kinase 4-like. Gene Ontology annotation, cellular component: cytoplasm; nucleus. Gene Ontology annotation, biological process: peptidyl-serine phosphorylation; peptidyl-threonine phosphorylation. The record is from RefSeq and is a predicted model, not a curated record. NCBI's taxonomy places the organism in Eukaryota, Metazoa, Chordata, Chondrichthyes, Orectolobiformes, Stegostomatidae. The coding region runs from base 1 to 1368 and encodes 455 amino acids. Gene Ontology annotation, molecular function: protein serine/threonine kinase activity; ATP binding; protein tyrosine kinase activity. The transcript is spliced from 3 exons.
AUGUCUGUAAUGUACUCCGACACUGAUGCCUAUGACGUCAUUAGUGUCUUGGGGAAAGGAACUUUUGGAGAAGUGGCAAAAUGUUGGAAAAGGAGCUCCAGUCAUUUUGUAGCCAUAAAGAUUAUCAGGAACUACACUUUCCGCAAGGGGGUCAUCAAGUGUGAGUUAAAAAUGCUGCGCAUGUUGGGAACUGUGGAUUCAGACAAGUUCCACAUUGUUCGUUUCUUUGAGUCCUUUAACGAUGAUACAAAGUUAUGCCUGGUGUUUGAACUCCUAGAGCAGAGUUUGUAUGAGUAUCAGAAGGACAACAAUUUUCUCCCUCUGCCAAGCAAGCACAUUCGGUCAAUCACCAAACAGGUUCUAAUUGCUCUGCAGAAACUGAAGGAGCUCUCUAUUGUCCACACAGACAUCAAACCUGAAAAUAUCAUGCUGGUUGAACAGGCUCAAUUUCCUUUCAAAGUCAAGGUGAUUGAUUUUGGUUCAGCCUGCGUUUUGUCUGAAAUUCAGCAAAUUAAAGGACCGUACAUUCAAUCUCGGUUUUACCGUUCCCCUGAGAUCUUGCUUGGCUUGCCCUUCUGUGAGAAGUUGGACAUGUGGUCUCUCGGCUGUGUUAUGGCAGAAUUACACCUCGGGUGGCCUAUCUACCCUGGGACAAAUGAGUAUGACCAGAUCAGGUACAUUGUUGAGACGCAAGGGCUCCCGAGCGACCACCUGUUGGAAAUAGCGAGCAAAACUCACCACUUCUUCAAAAAAGCUCGCCAAGUUAAUUCCACCUACCAGUGGACACUGAAAACGGUAGAUGAGUAUCAAGCAGAAACCAUGGUACAACCACUAGAGACCAGAACGAGAAACAUCCAUUCGCUCGACCAGCUUGCGACCUUCAACCUGAGCAAAACUAUGUUCCCAGAUAAGGAAUUUAAAGCUGAAUUGUUCGAUCAGCAGACAAUGGUGUCACUCAUAAAGAAAAUUCUCACCUAUGAUCCAGGACAGCGGCUUGCCCCUAGUGUAGCCUUAAAACACCCCUUUAUUACCAUGCAGAAGCUCAAAUCGAAAUACAAACGCACCAAGUAUUACGAGGUAUCAUCACAGGCCCUCUGUGCAGCGCUGCGCUACGAUGAAAGAGAAAACGAAAAGCAGGUCCUUUGCUGUCACCGAUUCAAACAGCGUUGCCACUUCAGCACAGAGUCAUAUCCACAGGUCCACAGGCACGAAGAGCUUCAAGUCACCAAUCAGCAAGCGUACACCGAUGACAUGGACAGCUCAACUGCCAAUGAUUUUGAGAAACAGGUACUUGCAUUUUACUGGUUGUUCAGUCAUGAGAACCAUACCCGGCAAACGUUUUGCAGCAGAGAGCCGCUGUCUCACUAG